GGUAUUGCAACCAUCCAUACCUGUCAUACUCAACUUGCAUCACCCCCAGAUAACCCAUAACCUCUUUCAUUAUGUCACAUCUCACCACGUUUGUCAGACGGGCUAAAAAGUUUACAACGUUUUUGGGCCCGGGAAUUAUGGUGUCUGUCGCAUAUUUCGACCCUGGAAACUACUCUGAGGCGGUUAGUGCCGGCGGAAACUACCAGUACAAGCUUCUAUUCGCGAUCUUCGCUUCAAACCUAUUUGCGGUGCUCUUGCAAUGUCUCUGUAUCAAGCUUGGUUCCGUUACGGGGCUUGACUUGGCGGAAAUGUGCCGCAAACACUUCCCUCGGCGGUGGAACUACGCGUUAUACGCGUUUGCCGAGUUGGCGAUCAUCGCGACAGAUCUUGCGGAAGUUGUCGGGACCGCCAUUGCCCUUAACAUCUUAUUCCAUAUCCCGCUCCUCUACGGAGUUUUGCUCACCAUUUUAGACGUGCUAAUUAUCCUAAUGGCGUAUAAGCCCGAGUCCGGACUGAUGAAACAGGUGCGCGGCUUUGAGGUUUUUGUGAGCUUGCUCGUGCUCGCGACGUGUGUCUGCUUUGUGCUCGAACUUUUCAAAAUCGAUGUUCCAGAUAAGACAGCGGUCUGGCGCGGAUUUUUGCCAUCCAAGGAGUUAACAGAACACAAAGCGUUGUAUAUCUCGCUUGGGCUCUUGGGCGCAACGGUUAUGCCACACUCUUUGUACCUAGGCUCGGCCUUGGCCCAGCCGCGUUUGAAAGAAUAUGAUAUAAAACACGGCCGGUACACCCAGGAGGAGAACCAUCUGGCCGCCAUGUCUCAGGACUUGGACCGCAAGUACAAACCGAGCGUGUCUGCGCUAAACUACUGUCUCAACUACUCGUACGCGGAGCUCAUCAGCUCUCUCUUCCUUAUUGCUAUGUUCAUCAACUCUGCCAUUUUGAUCGUUUCCGGGGCCACAUUGUACCAGAAACCUGGCGCGGAGGAUGCCGAUUUGCUCUCAAUCUACGAAAUGUUGAGCACGUACAUCUCCCCCGCGGCCGGGCUAAUCUUUGCGCUUGCGAUGCUCUGUUCCGGGCAGUCCGCCGGAAUUGUAUGCACGAUGGCAGGUCAGAUCGUCAGCGAGGGUUUCGUCCAGUGGAGGUUCUCCCCCUGGGUGAGACGCCUCAUCACGCGAAUGCUAGCCAUCGUUCCGUGCAUCGCAGUGGUUUUGGGCACCGGCAGGUCUGGGGUCGCGGAAAUUCUCAACGGCAGUCAGGUCGUAUUGAGUUUGAUCUUGCCCCUCGUCAGUGCACCGCUCAUCUACUUUACCUCCGUACCAAAGUACAUGAUGGUAGAAUUGGAUGAGAGCGAAGAGCAGAGCCACGAACAGACGAGCCUACUUGGAGAUGCAUCGGUGGUGGUUGUAGGCGGGAAAAAGUAUAAGAACUACGCUAACGGUCGGUUAUUGACCUUUGCGGCCGUUUCUACGUGGUGUCUUAUCACGUUUUUGAACUUGUUUUUUAUCUCUUCGCUUUUGUUCCGGGGGGAGGAUGUGUUCUAGCAAGAACGGCUGUAAAGCAGAGGCACGACGUCCAAAGUGACAUGUAAAUGUAUAAAUAAAAUUCUUGGAUAUAGUAUGGUUUCGAG
Molecule: messenger RNA, 1627 nt
Organism: Babjeviella inositovora NRRL Y-12698
Lineage: Eukaryota; Fungi; Ascomycota; Pichiomycetes; Serinales
Gene: SMF3
Product: putative divalent metal ion transporter
Exons: 1
Coding region: 72-1541 (489 amino acids)
Biological process (GO): intracellular manganese ion homeostasis; iron ion transport
Cellular component (GO): plasma membrane
Molecular function (GO): manganese ion transmembrane transporter activity; cadmium ion transmembrane transporter activity
Source: RefSeq, a predicted model, not a curated record